CCAGUCGCAGCAGCAGCAGCAGCAACGAUCGCAAGUCGCGACACGAGCAAAGCGAACGGAAAGGUGUGCGGGCCAAGAGGCGGGGCUGCGGGGGUAGCGAAGAGCAAGUGACGAACUUACGGCCAACAGCAGCAGCAACAACAACAACAACGGCAACCGGCCCGUUUGGAGCAGCGCGCAUGCCACACACAGUUUAAAUAUGUGAAAUUAGUACAAAUCGUGAUUUCAACAGCGAACGACGAGCGGCGAACGAGCGUCGACGAAGUGGCGACAGAAAAAAAGCACGAGCGAGCAGCAGCAACAGCAUAGCAAUAGCAAUAGCCACAAGCAACAACAGUGGCAGCCACAGCAACAACAAUCGCACGGAAAACCACCAACACAAAUCACCUCAGCAACAAACUAAAGUGAUAACAUCAGCUGGAAGAUCAGAAGACACAACAACAACAUCUGAUGCCACAACUGCAAUGCAUAGAGCAACACAAACGUGGCAACAACAACAACAACAACGACAGCACUUUGGGGCGGCAACAACAACAUGCAAUAAAACAGCUGAUAGCGACGGCAGCGAGCAACAACAAAGCCUAGCAUUAUCAAGCGAGCAACAACAGGUCGCGAAAAAAAAAACAAAAAGCCCGCCUGCUGCAGCACUCACUCACACCAAAGAGCCCCGGCGUGUGUGUGUGUGUGUGUGUAAGAGAGGCAACGGCAAAGUCGCACACCUUUGCGUUGAUUUUGGACGUCGCUCGCCAGUUGGCGCUUUCGCUCUCUCUCUCGCUCGCUCUCUCGCUCGCACAAAGUGCAGCUGAGCUGCCGCUGCCGCCGCCGCCGCACUUGCCGCUGCCACAAAUACAACACAAAUACAAAAGCGGCCAGCUGAAACACGAACGCUGAACAACGCUCGCCGCCGCCGCUGCUGCUGCCGCCAGUCGAAAGUCAAAAGCAACGUGUUGUGGACGCUUUUUUCGUCGCGUCGUUGCGUUGCGUUCUCUCUCUCACUCCUUUUCCUAUCACCGCACACCACCCACCCAACCUAACAACCCAUCAACCCACCACCCCCCGCAGGCUGGGAAAACUUUCACCAUCCCGACAACAACAACAACAAUGUCCAGCAGCGCAGCAGCGGCGCAGUUCAAGCUCGAUGCCAACUCCAAUGCCAUUGCUUUGAUAGCCGAUGUUGCCUCGCUGCCACUCCCACUUUCGCCCACUGCUGCGGCAACAACAACAACGACAGCAACAGCGAUAGCAACAACAACGCCAGCUGAUCGCGUUGAAUGGUCCCGCUCAACGAUCCUCAACUUCAUCGAGGACUAUCGCCGGCAACGAGUCCUCUGGGAUCCCAACACCAAGGGCUAUCACAUCAAGCAGACGAAAUACGAAGCGCUGAAGCUCCUGAGUCAGAAAUAUGGAACGGAAAUACGAUCGAUAAGGUCGAAGAUCAAGUCCCUGCGCAGCUCCUUUCAUCGCGAGCACGGCAAGGUCCUGAGCGGCCGAUCGCGCGGGGUUAUCUAUCAGCCGAUGUGGUUCGCCUACGAGGCCAUACGCUUCAUACUCGACGGCGAGCGGGAUCAGGAUCAGGAUCAUCCGGGUCAGGAUCAAGAUCAAGAUGGUGAGGCGGAAACGGAAGCGGACGAGAAGCUAACCCUGAUGCACAGUCUGGAUUUGGCGCAACUGAAAGCGGACAAGCUGGUGGACAGGGACAUCAUACUGCAGGUGGAGCAGCAGCAGCACGACGAGCUGACCGCUCGAAUCGCGGCCACUGUGGCCGCCGUCGCUGCCGCUGCGGCUGCGGCAAAUGCCCGGGAUCGUGAGCGGGAGCGGGACGGCGAUGCCGCUGGCGAUUUGGACGGCGCUCGGGAAAUGGAACUCGAGGAGGCGGAGGCGGCGGGCGGCGGUGGCGCCCUCAUCGAAUCCUCCUCGGCGGCUGUGACACGUUCCUCUUCCGAUUUGGAUGGCGAGAAUUACUGCAAUAUCAGCGCCGAAGAUGUGAAAACAGAAAUUAUCGAACACGAAUCGGAGCUGGGGAUGCUGGAUCGACGGACGAGCACGCCGUCGCCCAUAAAUUACUACAAGCCGACGGAUCUAACGUACAACCACCGCAAGCGCAAGGCGAUGGGCGUGGAGCACGUUGUGGGCGCUUUGACAUUGACGCCCAUCAAGGCGGUGGGCGGUGCGGCGGGGGCGGGCGGAUCCGCUGGCCAGCAGCAACAUCAGCAGAUGAACCACAGCCAGCUCGCGUUUCAGGCGCUCCAGCAGCACUUUAACCACAAUCACAGUCUUAGCCUGAGCCACUGCAACGGGCAACCGCAGCAGCAGCACCACCACCACCAGCAACAUCAGCAGCAGCAACAAUCGUUGCAUCUGCAACAGCAACAACAUUCCAGUAACAUGGCACAAAAACGUGAUCGUGAUCGUGAUCUCUCAACGUCGAAUGGCAACGGCAACAGUAACUGCAACAACAACAACAUCAGCAGCGGCAGCAGCAACAUCGCCGGCCACACCAGCAACACCUCGCUGGACCCAACAGCAACAUCCAGCAAUUGCAGCUCCAGCAGCAACAGCGGCACCACGCCCCCCAAACCGCUCAUCGGGGGCGGCGGUCUGAGUGCCAAUCAUGUGGACGAAUAUGGGGUAUUCGGGGAGUACGUGGCCAUAACCAUACGCAAGCUGAAGACAUCCAAGUCGAAGAUCGUGGUGAAGCACCUGAUCAACAAUCUCCUCUACGAGGCCGAGCUGGGGAAAUACGAUCAGGGGAUGCCAGCCAGCAAGGAGCCACCGCAGCUGUACAAUAUGCAAUGAAAGGAUGGGGAGGAUUCGAUUAAAGGUCCACCAAAAUAAAUAUAUGUAGACAAAACGAACGGGGGGAGAGACAACCAACGCACUAGUCAGCAAAGCAACAAUGGGUCAAAACCAGAGCCAACAAUUCUAAACAAAAACAAACUGGGGGUACCUACAUAAUACACGGGGUUUUGGGGGCGACAUGAGCAUUUCAUUCAGGGACAAAGACCAUAUAAGUACUUUAUCUUUACUCUAUCUACAUUUAUUAACACAUAAACGAUAUCAGUGAGUAUAUAUCUGAAAGUCAGUCAGUCAAAGGAGUGCAGUUGAAUUAGGGACGAAACAAACAUACCAUUAAUUAAAUUGAAUUAAUUAUAAAUGCUUUACGUUAGCUGUGUGCAUUUUUAUGCACACACCCAUAUAUUCUACGUUUAUAAAUGUACUUUUUAUGAUUAUCGUUUUUUGAUUUCACAGGCGUUAUAUUUUUGAUUUUCGUUUAUUAUAUAUAUUUACAUUUGGCAAUAACACUUUGAACUCAGGUGCCUUUAUUUUUUUUAGUCAAUUAAGCCUUGUUAUCUUAUGCAUAAAAGCGAAACAGCAAACAAACGCGAAAUGAUUGCAAAAAAUCGACGUGUAAAGCAAAUAAAUGAAGCCGUAACAACAUGUAAAUUUAAUUAACUUUUUAUCGCGUAUGCCAAUCCAUAUGUAUAAACUUAAUUCUGUAAAUAGUCCUAAAGAAAAAAAAACAGAGAAGAGAAAAUAAUGAAACAUGAAAUGUGCAAAUCUUAAUUUUUGUUAUGCAUAACUAAUUUGAUUCGAGCAAAAGGGCUCCAAAUAAAAAUGCAGAAAUGUUGAAUUUCAUUUUGAAAAUGA
Molecule: messenger RNA, 3648 nt
Organism: Drosophila takahashii
Lineage: Eukaryota; Metazoa; Arthropoda; Insecta; Diptera; Drosophilidae
Gene: Dyro
Product: Dpt-YFP repressor by overexpression
Source: RefSeq, a predicted model, not a curated record